UUUUUUAAGCAACUAUAUAUGGUGCUUCGUGUGUCUGGCUCGUCAGUUAACCUACCAAACAACUUUCUCCCUCGCAUUAUGAUAGAUAGUUCAAUUAUUUGUUCUCAACGGUAUGUCUUCUUGGUUUAUAUCCAGCCAAAAGGAAACGUGUCAUUUUCGGAGGAUUAUCUCCCUCCAGUGCCAAAUGAUAUGGUGCGGCAAAACUUUUCGACUGCCAAGUUCACAAAAAAAUAUGCAUACGGAGUGCCGUUUGCAGCUAACUGGUUCCGAAUAAACUGGGGAUCAUUCAACAGAUCUUGAAUGCAAAUGCCUCUCAUCAAGAUUGUUCAAAGUUUUUUAUCUUUUUUUGUGCAGUAUCAAAUAAGAAAAUGUAAAUUAUAUUUAGUGCAGAAAUAAAAAGAAAUAAAGACAUCGUUACAUCCUU
Bemisia tabaci is the source of this 424-nucleotide messenger RNA. The record is from RefSeq and is a predicted model, not a curated record. Lineage: Eukaryota; Metazoa; Arthropoda; Insecta; Hemiptera; Aleyrodidae.